Dipodomys ordii (Ord's kangaroo rat) is the source of this 9194-nucleotide messenger RNA. It is a transcript of the gene Prrc2c, whose product is annotated as proline-rich coiled-coil 2C. Gene Ontology annotation, biological process: cell differentiation. The record is from RefSeq and is a predicted model, not a curated record. Bases 62 to 8650 code for a protein of 2862 amino acids. The transcript has 34 exons. Lineage: Eukaryota; Metazoa; Chordata; Mammalia; Rodentia; Heteromyidae.
UUAAAGACUGAUUUUAAGGGGUGUGACCAGGAGGUUUUGGACUCGAUGAGUUUCCACCGAAAUGUCGGAGAAGUCAGGCCAGAGCACAAAAGCAAAGGAUGGGAAAAAGUAUGCAACACUCAGUUUAUUUAAUACUUACAAAGGAAAAUCAUUAGAAACUCAGAAAACUACAGUUGCAGCUCGACAUGGGUUACAGAGUCUUGGAAAAGUUGGAAUUUCACGGCGUAUGCCUCCACCAGCUAACCUCCCAAGCCUCAAAGCAGAAAACAAAGGCAAUGAUCCUAAUGUAAACAUUGUGCCUAAAGAUGGCACCGGAUGGGCAUCAAAACAAGAGCAACAUGAAGAAGAAAAAGCACCAGAAGUGUCACCAGCACAGCCAAAACCUGGGGUAACAGCUCCCCCAGAAGUAGCUCCUGCUCCCAAAUCAUGGGCCAGUAACAAGCAAGGUGGGCAAGGAGAUGGUAUCCAGGUGAAUAGCCAGUUUCAGCAGGAAUUUCCUAGCCUGCAAGCAGCUGGAGACCAAGAAAAAAAAGAAAAGGAAGCAAAUGAUGACAACUAUGGACCUGGACCCAGUUUACGACCACCAAAUGUUGCUUGUUGGAGAGAUGGUGGUAAGUCUGCCGGCCCAUCUGACCAGGAUGAAAAGCUUCUUAACCAGGAUGAAAACCCAGCUAUAUCAUCAGAACAAAAUGACAUCCUCAAGGUUGUGGAGAAGAGAAUAGCUUGCGGUCCUCCCCAGGCCAAACUCAAUGGGCAGCAGCCUGCCCUUGCUUCCCAGUACAGAGCUAUGAUGCCUCCUUAUAUGUUUCAGCAAUACCCAAGAAUGGCAUAUCCUCCUCUCCAUGGUCCCAUGCGUUUCCCACCCUCUUUAUCUGAAACAAACAAAGGACCUCGAGGAAGGGGCCCUCCCCCUUCGUGGGCCUCGGAGCCUGAGCGCCCGUCCAUCCUCAGUGCGUCAGAACUGAAGGAACUUGAUAAGUUUGAUAACCUAGAUGCUGAAGCUGAUGAAGGUUGGGCAGGUGCCCAGAUGGAAGUCGAUUACACAGAGCAGCUGAAUUUCAGUGAUGAUGAGGAACAAGGAAGUAGCAGUCCUAAAGAGAUCAGCAGUGAAGAUCAAACUUCAAAAGUCUCUGAAAAUACUGAAAACCAGAAAGAAGCAGAAGAAGUUCGAAAUACUAAAUCACCUUCCCAGACACCUGCUCAGCCACCAGUGACAAAAGGACCCUAUGCGAAAGGACCUGCGUUUAGUCAGGAACGAGGACCAUCUUCACACCUACCACCACCUCCAAAAUUGCUUGCACAGCAGCAUCCACCUCCAGAUCGGCAGCCAGUGUCUGGAAGAUCAGGCUCUUUUCCUCCCAAGCAGCAAGUACCUGAUGAAGAUGAGAUAUGGAAGCAAAGGCGAAAACAACAGUCGGAAGUUUCUGCAGCAGUGGAGCGUGCUCGUAAACGGCGUGAAGAAGAAGAGCGCAGAAUGGAGGAGCAGAGAAAGGCGGCUUGCGCAGAGAAGCUGAAGCGCUUAGAUGAGAAGCGUGCCAUUGUGCAGAAGCAACCUUCUCCAGAGGAAAUGCAGAGGGAAAAAGAACGAGAGCGUGAGAAAGAACUUGAAAAAGAACAAGAACAGGAGCGGGAGCGGGAAAAGGAGAGACAGCAGGAAAAGGAGAAAGAGCUAGAGAAAGAGCAGGAAAAACAGAGAGAAAUGGAGAAGGAAAGAAAGCAAGAAAAAGAGAAGGAAUUAGAACAACAGAGGGAAAAGGAGAAAGAACUACAAAAGAUUAAAGAACAGGAAAAGGAGAGUGAAUUGAAGACAGAAAGGGAGACGCUGGAGGAAAAAAUUGAACCCAAGGAAUCUCCUUUAGAGCCUGUGGCAGAAAAACAAGAAAGUGAAAACAGCUGUAAUAAAGAAGGCGAGCCAGUUUUCACUAGACAAGACAGCAAUCGCAGUGAAAAGGAGACCACUCAAGUAGCACACGAAUCAGAACCAGAAUCGGGGUCUCAACCCCGUCCUGCUGUGUUAUCUGGUUAUUUCAAACAGUUUCAGAAGUCAUUACCACCAAGAUUCCAAAGGCAGCAGGAACAGAUGAAGCAGCAGCAAUGGCAGCAGCAGCAGCAGCAGCAGCAACAGCAGCAGCAGGGUGUACUACCACAAACCGUCCCUUCACAGCCGUCGGGUGGUGCUGGUCCUCCGCCACCACACAGACCUCUUUACCAGCCCUUGCAACCUCACCCGCAACAUUUGGCCUCCAUGGGUUUUGAUCCGAGGUGGCUGAUGAUGCAGUCCUACAUGGAUCCUCGGAUGAUGUCUGGAAGACCUGCUAUGGACAUACCACCCAUUCAUCCUGGAAUGAUUCCUACGAAGCCAUUAAUGAGAAGAGACCAGAUAGAAGGAUCACCAAACAGUUCUGAGUCAUUUGAACAUAUAGCUCGAUCUGCAAGAGAUCAUGCAAUUUCCCUUUCUGAGCCUCGUAUGAUGUGGGGGUCAGAACCCUAUCCUCACACUGAGCCUCAGCCUGCAACUACUCCAAAGGCUCCUGAAGAACCUGAAGAGCCAAGGCCUGAAACUGCAUUGGAGCAGGAGCACAUUUCUGCUGCUUACCCCGUGGAACACGGUCAGCUGGAAGCACAUCCAAAAACAGACUGCGUCAGACCACCAGAUGACACGGAAGUGCCUAAGUUUUUAAGCAGAUCUGUGGAAGACAUCAGACCUCACCAUACUGAUACAAAUAAUCAGUCUGGUGGCUUUGAAGUACCUGAUCAAAAGACCUUAUCUACUCCAGCAGAUGAGAGGAUCUCCACACUAGAAAGUCAACCUGCUCGGAAAAGAAGUGUUUCCCAUGGAUCUAGCCAUACCCAAAAGUCAGAGGAGCAAAGAAAUGAGUCGCCAUCUGUAAGCAUUCCUAAAGUAACAAGCAGAUGUCUUGAUUCAAAAGAGGCGUCAGAAAGACCAGAGGAGAAGCCGAGGAAGGAAGGCUUUAUAAGAUCCUCUGAAGGACCAAAACCAGAAAAAGUAUAUAAAUCUAAAUCAGAAACUCGCUGGGGCCCAAGGCCAUCCUCCAAUAGAAGGGAAGAAGGUAAUGAUAGACCUGUGAGAAGAUCAGGUCCCAUUAAAAAACCCGUUCUUAGGGAUAUGAAGGAGGAGCGCGAACAAAGGAAAGAGAAAGAAGGGGAAAAGCUUGAGAAGUUUCCUGAAAAGGUGGCUAAACCCGAAAAGAUCGAAAAAAAAGAUCUCCCUUCUCCCCCACCACCUCCCGCGCCAAUUCCACCACAGCCAGUUCCACCAGUACAGCCAGAACCAGAAAAAGAGAAAGUACCUUCAACAGAAACGUCAGCUUUGGCUCAAAAGCCUUCUCAAGAUACUGAGAAGCCUUUGGAACCUGCGACUAGUGUUCAGGUAGAGCCUACAGUUAAAACUGCAAACCAACAAACUGUUGUAGCACCAACCUCCAAGGAAGAGAAACAGCCUGAGAAAAUCAUCAGCAAAGAUAUUGCUACAGAUAGACCUCGACAGGACUCAAGACCAGUAGUUUCCAAUAGGCCCCCUAGGACCUAUUGGAAAGAAGCUAGAGACAGAGAUUGGUUUCCAGAUCAAGGGUAUAGAGGCCGAGGACGAGGUGAAUAUUAUUCAAGAGGGCGAAGCUACAGAGGCUCUUACGGAGGACGUGGCCGGGGUGGUAGAGGGCAUGCGCGAGACUAUCCUCAAUAUAGAGACAGUAAGCCCCGAACAGAACAUGUGCCCUCAGGCCCUCACAGACAGCGAGAAGAAAGCGAAACGCGAAGUGAAAGUUCUGAUUUUGAAGUUGUCCCCAAAAGGAGGAGGCAGCGGGGUUCAGAGACUGACACAGACAGCGAGGUUCAUGAAAGUGCAAGUGACAAAGACAGUUCAAGCAAAGGCAAACUGCCCAAAAGAGAGGAGCGAUCUGAGAACAAAAAACCCAUAAAGCCCCAGUCCUCUUUCAAACCUGAAAGUCACGUCCGAGUAGAUAACAGGCCACUAGAAAAGCCUUAUUUAAGGGACGAUGAUAAAUCUAAACCAGGCUUCCUACCUAAAGGAGAGCCAACCAGGCGCGGCAGGGGGGGCACCUUCAGACGUGGUGGGAGGGACCCAGGAAGCCGUCCUUCACGCCCUUCUACCCUAAGGAGACCUGCUUAUAGGGAUAAUCAGUGGAAUCCAAGGCAAGCAGAGGCUCCUAAAACAGAGGAUGGAGAGACACCAAGAAGACAUGAGCAGUUUAUUCCUGUACCAGCAGAUAAACGGCCUCCGAAGUUUGAGCGAAAAUUUGACCCAGCUAGAGAAAGGCCUCGAAGGCAACGCCCUACCCGACCACCAAGGCAGGACAAGCCGCCUCGGUUCAGACGGCUUCGAGAGCGGGAGGCAGCCUCAAAGCCAGAUGAGGUCCCAGUGCCCACAAGCAGCACCAUGAGUAGUGGCGUUCAAGAGCCAGUUAGUGCUUCUGGGGAUAUUUCUGGGAAUAAGACACCAGAUUUAUCUAAUCAGAACUCUUCCGAUCAGGCAAAUGAAGAAUGGGAGACAGCCUCUGAAAGCAGCGAUUUCAAUGAGAGGCGAGAGAGGGGUGAGAAAAAAAAUGCUGAUUUGAGUACACAGGCAGUUGUAAAGACUGGGGAGAAUGUUGUUCCACCAAAGAGAGACAUAGCAAAGAGAAGCUUUUCUAGUCAAAGACCUGGAAUCGAUCGCCAGAAUCGACGUGGAAACACCGGGCCACCCAAAUCAGGAAGGAAUUUUUCAGGUCCUAGGAAUGAAAGAAGAAAUGGCCCACCAUCAAAAAGUGGGAAGAGAGGGCCAUUUGAUGACCCGUCUGCAGGCACUACUGGUAGUGAUUCUGUCAAUGGCAGUUCUUCACACCACCAGGAAGGAACACCUAAUGGUACAGGCCAAAAGAAUCUCAAAGAUGCCACUGGGAAGAAAAGAGAAGACACCAAACCUGCUCCUAAAAAACCCAAAGAGAAAGUAGAUGCUUUAUCACAGUUUGAUCUCAAUAAUUAUGCAAGUGUUGUUAUAAUUGAUGAUCAUCCUGAAGUCACAGUGGUUGAAGAUCCCCAGUCAAAUUUAAAUGAUGAUGGUUUUACUGAAGUGGUAUCUAAGAAACAACAAAAACGUUUACAGGAUGAGGAACGCCGGAAGAAGGAAGAACAAGUCAUACAGGUCUGGAACAAAAAGAGUACAAGUGACAAAGGAAGAAAUCAGACUUCCAAGCUUCCUCCAAGAUUUGCCAAAAAGCAGGCUACAGGGACCCAGCAAAUCCAGUCUCCUGUCUCCGCUGCAACCACAGCUCCAGCCCCAAUCUCGACUUCAGUUUCCAUUGUGACUCCAACCUCAGCUCCUGCCCCAGCCUCAACCCUAGCUCCAGCUCUAGCAUCUCCUUCAGUUCUGGUUCCAGCCUCAACCCCAGUUCCGGUUCUAAAUUCAACCUCAGCUCCAGCUCCAGUAACCUCCACUUCAACUACAUCCACAGCCUCUUCCUCACCUCCAGCUUCAGCCCCUGCCCCAACCCCUGUCCCUUCCCCAGUUCCUGUCCUUGCUUCAGCCCUAGCCCCAACGCCAGCUUCACCUCCAACCUCAGUGCCAACCCCAUCUGUACCAACCUCCCCAGCUCCAGCCCCCACCACCUCAGUCCCACUUCCACCAGCCGCGGCCGCAUCCCCUUCCCCAGCUCCAGCCCCAGCCCCAGCUCCAGCCCCAGCCCCAGCCCCAACUGCUCCAGCCCCAACUCAGGCACAGACCCACAAACCAAUUCAGAGCCCACUACAAGCUUCAACACCAUCUGCAAAACAACCACCACCUUCAAUUCGGUUACCUUCAGCUCAAACAUCCAAUGGCACAGAUUAUGUAGCUCCAGGAAAAUCCAUUCAGACCCCACAAUCACAUAGCACUCUUACAGCUGAAUUAUGGGAUAAUAAAGUGGCCCCUCCAGCUGUGCUAAAUGACAUCUCUAAGAAAUUAGGUCCAAUUAGUCCACUGCAGCCACCUACAGUCAGUGCAUGGAAUAAACCCUUAACAUCAUUUGGAUCAGCUACUUCAUCAGAGGGGACAAAGAAUAAUCAAGAGAGUAGCGUUGAAAUUGGAAUUGACACGAUUCAGUUUGGUGCUCCAGCUUCAAAUGGUGGUGAAAAUGAAGUAGUCCCUGUGCUUCCUGAAAAAUCUGAAAAGAUACCUGAGCCUAAAGAGCAGCGGCAGAAACCGCCACGGGCAGGGCCUAUCAAAGCCCAGAAGCUUCCAGAUUUGAAUCUCAUAGAAAACAAAGAACAUAAACCGGGUCCCAUUGGAAAGGAAAGGUCACUCAAAAAUAGAAAAGUAAAAGACGCCCAACAGGUGGAGCCAGAAGGGCAAGAGAAGCCCAGCUCUCCUACAGUCAGAAGCACAGAUCCUGUUUCAACAAAGGAAACCAAAGCAGUCUCUGAGAUGUCUACUGAAAUCGGAACAAUGAUCUCUGUGUCAUCUGCAGAAUACAGUGCUAAUGCAAAGGAGUCUGUAACAGAUUAUACUACACCUUCUUCUUCUCUGCCUACUACUGUGGCUACUAAUAGUACAAAGAUGGAGGAUACUUUGGUUAAUAAUGUCCCCUUGCCCAGCACUCUGCCCCUCCCCAAGAGGGAGGCUGCACAACAGAGCUCCAGCCUCACUUCCGUUCCUCCCACUACUUUCAGCCUCACCUUUAAGAUGGAAUCUGCACGCAAAGCGUGGGAGAAUUCUCCGAGCAUAAGGGAAAAGGGGUCUCCAGUAACCUCCACAGCUCCCCCACUGGCAGCUGGAGUCAGCAGUAGCACUAGUGGACCCGGCCCUGCUAACUACAGUUCAUUCUCUAGUGCGUCUGUGCCUCCGAUUCCUGUGGCUUCUGUCACUCCUACAACAUCACUGUCUGGAGCUGGUACAUACACUACCUCUUCUUUGAGUACAAAAUCUACGACCACAUCAGACCCUCCUAAUAUUUGUAAAGUGAAACCGCAACAGUUACAGACAAGCAACCUGCCUUCUGCAAGUCAUUUUUCACAGCUAAGCUGUAUGCCUUCUCUUAUUGCCCAGCAGCAACAGAGUCCACAGGUUUACGUUUCUCAGUCUGCAGCAGCUCAAAUCCCAGCUUUCUAUAUGGACACAAGUCACUUAUUCAAUACUCAGCAUGCACGGUUAGCUCCACCACCCCUCGCUCAGCAACAGGGCUUUCAGCCAGGUCUCUCCCAGCCAACUUCAGUCCAGCAGAUUCCAAUCCCUAUUUACGCACCAUUGCAAGGGCAGCAUCAGGCCCAACUGAGUUUAGGGGCUGGACCUGCUGUUUCCCAGGCUCAGGACUUAUUCAGUUCUUCACUUCAACCAUAUAGGUCUCAGCCGGCCUUUAUGCAAAGCAGUCUUUCCCAGCCAUCUGUGGUGCUUUCUGGAACUGCUAUCCACAACUUCCCAGCUGUACAACACCAAGAGCUUGCCAAGGCACAGUCGGGUCUUGCCUUCCAGCAGACUUCAAAUACUCAGCCUAUCCCUAUAUUGUAUGAGCAUCAGCUGGGGCAGGCAUCAGGACUGGGAAGCUCCCAGUUGAUUGAUACACACCUUCUCCAGGCUAGAGCAAAUCUUACCCAGGCUUCAAAUCUUUAUUCUGGACAAGUACAGCAGCCUGGUCAAACAAAUUUUUAUAACACUGCCCAAUCACCAAGUGCUCUCCAGCAGGUAAACUAUGGCAUGGUUACAGUACCUUUGCCAGCAUCCCAGCUUUCCUUGACUAAUUUUGGAUCUACAGGACAGCCUCUGAUUGCUUUGCCUCAGACUCUUCAGCCCCCAUUACAACAUAGCACCCCACAAGCACAGGCUCCAAGCCUGAGCCGUCCUCCACAAGUAGGCCAGGCUUUCCGAGGGUUAAUCCCUGCUGGGACUCAGCAUAGCAUGAUGGCCACCACAGGAAAGAUGUCUGAAAUGGAACUGAAAGCCUUUGGAAGUGGCAUUGAUAUAAAGCCUGGCACACCUCCAAUCAGUGGUAGAAGCACCACACCAACAUCUAGUCCCUUCCGUGAUGGAUUCCUUCCAAGGGCUACUUCAACAAGUCCGAACAGCCAGUCCAGCAAAAUGAGCAGCAUUGUCUAUCAGAAGCAGUUCCAGUCAGCCCCUGCGGCUGUGAGAAUGACACAGCCAUUUCCUACACAGUUUGCUCCCCAGAUUCUCUCCCAGCCUAACCUGGUCCCUCCAUUGGUAAGAGCCCCACAUACUAACACCUUCCCAGCGCCUGUACAGAGGCCGCCAGUGGCUCUGGCCAGCCAGAUGCCUCCUCCGCUGACCACAGGCCUCAUGAGCCACGCUCGUGUGCCACACGUAGCCAGGGGCCCUUGUGGAUCACUGUCUGGAGUCAGAGGUAAUCAGGCCCAGGCUGUGCUGAAGGCUGAACAAGAUCUGAAGGCAAAGCAGAGAGCAGAGGUUCUUCAGUCCACGCAGCGGUUCUUCUCUGAACAACAACAGAGCAAACAGAUAGGAGGCAAAGCUCAGAAAGUGGACAGCGAUUCAAGUAAACCUCCUGAAACACGGACCGACCCUCCUGGUGUUUGUCAGGAAAAAGUAGAAGAAAAGCCGCCCCCUGCACCCGCCAUAGCUACCAAGCCCGUUAGAACUGGACCAAUCAAACCUCAGGCAAUCAAAACUGAAGAAACAAAAUCGUAAAGGCUGUAGUUUCCUGCAGGGUAUGGAGGGAGAAUAGGGAGAAUGAAGUCUGAUAAUGCCAGCAGCCACAGAGGAAAAUUGGUCUGUGACGUUACCUUGUGUAGAGCUUGGAGAGAUGCACAUGGGGCACAGGAGCAGUUACAUUGACACACAGCUGCUGUGCCCGUUCAAAUGAACCUUCGCAAGCUAACAUCUAUACAACUUUCACUCAAUUGAUGGACAUGCAUCUUAAGUCAGAAUGUAUAUACAGAUGCAUGCACAUAGUCCUUGAGUGCAUACACCUUAGAUCUAAAAAUCUCUUAAUGGUUAGGUGAACACCAAAAAUAGGAAGAAAGUAAUACCACAGAGGAUAAACAGUUCAACCUGAACAAUGUGCUGGUCCCAGCUAAUCCAUCAGAACGCUGGGUCUUUACCUCCCUUCCUUGCAUUCUUUGGAGAUGGUUAUGAUGUGGAUGGUUUGGAAGUAAACUAAAGAUAACUGGUGCUGGGUAGAGGAGCCUUAUUUUCUAUUAUGGCAGCUUGCUAUUUUUAUAACAUGGUAAUU